Scheffersomyces amazonensis is the source of this 1926-nucleotide messenger RNA. RefSeq lists its product as uncharacterized. NCBI's taxonomy places the organism in Eukaryota, Fungi, Ascomycota, Pichiomycetes, Serinales, Debaryomycetaceae. The transcript has a single exon. Gene Ontology annotation, cellular component: Golgi membrane. Gene Ontology annotation, biological process: vesicle-mediated transport; intracellular protein transport. The coding region runs from base 46 to 1890 and encodes 614 amino acids. The record is from RefSeq and is a predicted model, not a curated record.
UAUAAAUUGAAUAUAUACUAAUAACUACGACUAAAUCACACUAUAAUGACAUUAAACUUAUCUAAAGUAAGUGAAACAUACUUCCAGAAGUUAUUUGUACCCAAACGAGGUACCGAUAUCUCAGCUGAAGCUAAAUCUAGUGUACUUGUAUUAGAUCAAUUCACUACAUCAAUUAUAUCUAUGUGUUAUACUCAAACUCAAUUACUUCAAAAUAAUAUUAUAUUAAUUGAAUUAAUUGAUAAUACUAGAUCGUUUAAUAAUAUGAAACAUUUGAAUUGUGUAGUUUAUAUAAAACCUACAAAAGAAUCUAUUCAAUCAUUAGUUAAUGAACUUAGCAAUCCUCAUUUUAAAUCUUAUCAAUUAUUCUUUAAUAAUACUAUAAAUAAAUCUCAAUUAGAAAGAAUUGCAGAGGCUGAUGAAUUUGAAGUUAUUAAUCAAGUUGUAGAAUUAUUUCAAGAUUAUUUAAUUAUAAAUAAGAAUCUUUUUACAACUAAUAAUACAAUUAAUACUACUAAUAAUAUUAAUAAUAAUGCAAUAAUUGAAGAAUCUAAUAGUUUAAUAAGUUUAUUAUUAUCAUUAAAAAAGUGUCCAAUAAUUAAAUAUGAACCUAAUUCAAUUGAAUUAAAGAGAUUAAGUUCGGAAAUAUUAUAUAAUAUUAAUUCUAAUUCCAAUAAUAAUUUAUUUGAUGAUUUAAAUAAAGGAAGUGAUAGACCUCCAGUAUUAUUAUUAUUAGAUAGAAAAUCAGAUCCAAUAACUCCAUUAAUUUCUCCUUGGACUUAUCAAUCAAUGAUUCAUGAAUAUAUUGGAAUUAAAAAGAAUAUAACUGAAGUUUCAUCUGAACAAUUAAUUUUAGAUGAAAUUCAAGAUAAAUUCUUUUUAGAAUCAAUGUAUUUAAAUUAUGGAGAUUUAACUGAUAAAUUUCAAAGAUAUGUUGAACAUUAUAAGAAAGAAACUAAACAAACAUCUAUUGAAAAUUUACAAACUCAAAAUUUAAAUGAUUUAAAGAAAAUGUUAACUAAAUUUCCCGAAUUUAAAAAAUUAUCUUCAAAUAUUCUUAAACAUUUAAAUAUAAUUACUGAAAUUGAUAAAGAAAUUACUAAUCAAAAUAUGUGGGAUAUUGGUGAAUUACAACAAACAAUUAUUUGUGAACUUGAUAAUCAACAAACUAUUAAAACUAGAUUAAUUGAUCUUUUAGAUAAUUUAAAAGUUUCAACUAUAAAUAAAGUUAAAUUAGUUUUAUUAUAUUCGGUUAGAUUUCAUAAUACUAAUGAUAUAUCAUUAUUUACUGCUAAAUUAAAUGAUCCAUCUAAAACUUCACCAAUUAUUACUGUAACUCAAAAUUCUUUAAUAAAGAAAUUUAAUGCAUUAUUUAAUUCCAAGAUUACAACUUCACAAAUUUCUGGUGAUAAUAAUAAUUUAGGUAUAUUUAAUAAAAAGAUUAAUUUUACUAGUUUGUUUAAUAAUAACAAUAAUAACAAUAAUCAAAGAAAUGAUAAUGUUUACUUACAAUAUGUUCCUAAACUUAAUGAUAUUUUAAUUGAUUUAAUUAAUCCUAAUCAAGAUAAUAAUCAUAAUAAUGGAGCUGGAAUUACUUUAUCAACUCUUGUACCAGAUAUUGUAGCUAAUCAAUAUGGUAGAAAUGUUCAACAUGAACCAGUUCAAGAUAUAAUAAUAUAUAUUAAAGGUGGAGUAACUUAUGAAGAAGCUAGAUUAAUUCAUGAAUUAAGUAUUAGUAAUAAGAAAAUCAAUCUUAUAAUUGGUGGUGAUUCAAUAUUGAAUAGUAGUUCAUGGUUAAAUAAUUUAUAUGAUUUAGUUAAUGAUUCAUCAACUAGUGAUAUAACAUCUGAUCCAGCUGAAGAAAGACGUAAACAAUUACGUGAUUUGUUAUAGGAUAUAUAAGAUAUAUAAGAUAUAUAUAUAUAUAUA